CACAGCGUAGCACCGGGGAAGGUGAGCUGACUGACAGUAUAGUGCAGGAGAAACAUUAAAGUAAGUGCUCGCUACUUUUUCUUUAAACCGUCUCCAUGAACAACCUGAAUGAUCCUCCUGGAUGGAAUAUAAGGCCAGAGGGUCCUGAUGGGGGGAAAUGGAACUAUGCGCUCCUAGUGCCAAUGCUUGGCCUUGCAGCUUUUCGUUGGAUUUGGACCCGUGAGGCACAGAAGCAGAUCCAAGAAGCAAAAAGCCAAUUUGAUGGAGACGUAGCUGCCAUUUCCAAAGACCUAGAGCUGAAGUAUAAAGAGACACUAAUAGAGAACCAGCGCAGGACUGUCAACCUGGAGCUGGAGCUAGAGAAAGCUCGGCAGCGAGUAGAGGACAACAGGAAGUACAUGACCGCACAGUGCCAGAAACUCUUGGAGGAGCGCAAACAGCUUCAGAAAGAACGAGAUGAUCUAGAGGAGGAGAAGAAACGUGCCCUGAAUACUGGAACAGCUGGAUUGGCACUUCAUGCAGCUCUACAACAAGAGGAGGAAAGGCAGAAAAGGGCUCAUGUUUUACUACAGGACGUGGAGCAGCAACUAAUGGAGAGGCAGGAUGCGUUCUGCAGCCUCCUCCUGCCCAGGGCACAGAGAAUGGAGAUGGAGAGCGACCUGCUGCUCAGGGUGGCCAAAGACCCAGCUGGAGCUGAACUAGGUUUGGUAGAUGGUAUCCGGGACAUUUUUAAAAAUGAUAGGCACUGCGCAGGCAUGACAAAUAUGGACAAGAGAAAAAAUGGGCAGCUGAUGUGGCUGUAUCUUAAGUACUGGAGGCUGCAGGUUACACUGCAGAAAUAUAGGAGAGUAGAGGAACGGUUGAAAGGGUCACUUCCUCAUGUCAAGUGAACAAUAAACAAAUAACGUGCCAUUAGUUUUUAAACCCAUGUGAUGCCAAUAGUGUGUGGCAGUUGUCAUGGCUUGCACUAAAACAUGUCUAUACAGAUGAGUGACAAAUUAAAGGAAAAUAAAUGGGCCCACCAUGUUACUGGGAUCCACACGUCCCCUUCGAGCAAAGCAUGUAUUUAAAUCCAUAUAGAGCUCUUCUAACUGAUCACAUUAAUCCUGUGAUUAUACCUUUAUCCCACCUUUAGUCUUUCCCCAUCCACACGGGCACAAGGACAUGCAGUAUAGUUGAUAAAUUAAUUUAAGUAUUGAGAGAAACACAAACCUCUCUUGCACUGCUUUCUCCUCCACCAUCACCACCAUCACCACCAUCAAAACAUGUGUAUGAAAACUUCUGGAAAGAAUACUCUUCUUCACGUUGGUGCAUUUCCGAACACUUGACGCAUCUACAAGAUGUCAUUGUAUUGAGGGUGUUUUGAUUUUAAUUACGCCAUGAAGUCCUUUAAUUUGUCACCCACCUAUAGUUUUUUUCCCCUUAUUUUUUCUUGUAUUUGGGAUGAGAUUACUAAAUCUACUGACAAUCAUUUUUAAAUAUUGUUGCUUCUGUAAGUGGUAAUUAUGUUUUCUGUUAUUCAGCAUGAAAUUAUAGCUAUUUCAUUUGAACUGAUGUAAUGAUAAAAAUAAUAAAGAUGGUUGAAUUCCAAUUAAAA
Clarias gariepinus (North African catfish) is the source of this 1597-nucleotide messenger RNA. RefSeq names its product coiled-coil domain-containing protein 127-like. The transcript is spliced from 3 exons. The record is from RefSeq and is a predicted model, not a curated record. Bases 96 to 890 code for a protein of 264 amino acids. NCBI's taxonomy places the organism in Eukaryota, Metazoa, Chordata, Actinopteri, Siluriformes, Clariidae.